Messenger RNA from Balaenoptera musculus (blue whale), 1713 nucleotides. RefSeq names its product ring finger protein 182 (gene RNF182). The transcript is spliced from 2 exons. The record is from RefSeq and is a predicted model, not a curated record. The coding region runs from base 751 to 1494 and encodes 247 amino acids. NCBI's taxonomy places the organism in Eukaryota, Metazoa, Chordata, Mammalia, Artiodactyla, Balaenopteridae.
CCGCAAAGGCAUCUGCUGUCCUGACUUUUAUGUUAAUCACAACCUGGCUUCUCUUCUUAGUUUUACCAUCUAAACUUGCAUCCCUUCUACAGCUUAGUUUUGCCUAUUUUUUGAGCUUUCUAGAAAUGGAAUCAUAUAGUAUGUGCUUUUUGGGGUCUGGCUUCUUCUUUCAUUCAACAUUUGAAUUGUUGCCCACAAUUACGGAGUGAACGCAGGGUGGGAACGGGCUGGAAUGCCCAUCUUUUAGAGGAUCAAAUUAAUCCACUGAGUUCUUUGGGGGACCUUAGAAUCAUAACGAGAUACAUGAAAUAUUUAAGAACUCUAGCGGUUGGUACCCCAUCCUCCCAAGAGGAGAAAUCACUGUGCUGUUUAUGCCAUUCUAGAAAGAAACACUUGUGCUGGUCCCAUUUCCAGGGAUGCUACCAGAGCUCAAGGCUUUCAGCCAGUCCUGCCCAGAAGUGCCACUUGCAGAGGCAGGAGUUGAUGAAGUAUUUCAAGCUGAUGGAGUGGGUUUGCUAGAAAACGCCUUAGAGUUAAAACCCUUCAUGUGGCCUUUGUAAAUAUGCGUUUGAGACAGAGAGAGGUUAUGUAGCAGCUGAAAAAAAUGCCUGGAAGAUUUCUGUCCCUCCUCUUCCUGCCCAUUUUCAUCUCUGCCUGAUUCGGAUGAUGUGAUAUUCGGAGAGACAGCUUCAUCGAAGUCGUCCUUCAAGGAGACCCGUCUGGCCCAAGACUGGACGUACAGAGUUCAGGAUGGCCGGUCAGCCGCCAGAGGAUGCCGCUGAGUCUCAGGUCUCGGACGAGCUGGAGUGUAAGAUCUGUUACAGCCGGUACAACCUGAGACAGAGGAAACCCAAAGUGCUGGAGUGCUGUCACAGGGUGUGUGCCAAAUGCCUCUACAAGAUCAUAGACUUCGGGGACUCCCCGCGCGGCGUCAUCGUCUGCCCUUUCUGCAGGUUCGAGACGUGCCUGCCGGACGAUGAAGUCAGCAGCCUGCCCGAUGACAACAACAUCCUGGUGAACUUGACUUGUGGCGGCAAAGGCAAGAAGUGCCUGCCCGAGAACCCCACCGAGUUGCUGCUGACCCCCAAGCGGCUGGCCUCGCUGGUCAGCCCUUCCCACGCGUCCUCCAACUGCCUGGUCAUCACGAUCAUGGAGGUGCAGAGGGAGAGCUCACCGUCGCUCAGCUCCACGCCCGUGGUCGAGUUCUACAGGCCCUCCAGCUUCGACUCCGCGACCACCGUGUCGCACAACUGGACCGUGUGGAACUGCACGUCCCUGCUCUUUCAGACGUCCAUCCGGGUGUUGGUGUGGCUGCUAGGCUUGCUGUACUUCAGCUCCUUGCCCUUGGGCAUCUACUUACUGGUGUCCAAGAAGGUCACCCUCGGGGUGGUCUUCGUCAGCCUCGUCCCUUCCAGCCUCGUCAUCCUGAUGGUAUACGGCUUCUGCCAGUGCGUCUGUCACGAAUUCCUGGACUGUUUGGCACCGUCCUCUUAACCGAGACGCACGCUCAGAAUUUGACACACGUUGCCAUGUUUCAAGUUAGGUCAUUUAGCCCGUCUUUUCUCGCGUAUUCUCUGUGAUCGGUGCCCAUGGCGUGAACAAAGCCACUGGGCAUAUAUUUGUGGUCCGUUUUCCAUCAAAAUGUUGACUCCGCUGGUUCCCCUGUAUGCUGGAAGUAAAAAUGUUCGUUGCUACUUAUGUGUUAGCAAAAAA